Molecule: messenger RNA, 2774 nt
Organism: Carassius auratus (goldfish)
Lineage: Eukaryota; Metazoa; Chordata; Actinopteri; Cypriniformes; Cyprinidae
Product: tetraspanin-7-like
Exons: 8
Coding region: 7-756 (249 amino acids)
Cellular component (GO): plasma membrane
Source: RefSeq, a predicted model, not a curated record
GCGCUCAUGGCAUCAAGGAGAAUGGAGACCAAACCAGUCAUAACCUGCCUCAAAACUCUCCUCAUCGUCUAUUCCUUCGUGUUCUGGAUCACGGGGGCGAUCCUGCUUGCAGUGGGAUUAUGGGGGAAAUUCAUUUUGGGUCCGUACAUCGCUCUGAUCGCUGAGAACUCCACCAAUGCUCCCUACGUGCUCAUCGGGACCGGGACCACCAUCAUCGUGUUCGGACUGUUCGGAUGCUUCGCCACGUGCCGCGGGAGCCCAUGGAUGCUCAAACUGUACGCCAUGUUCCUGUCGCUGGUGUUCCUGGCCGAGCUGGUCGCUGGCAUCUCGGGCUUUGUUUUCCGUCAUGAGAUCAAAGGCACCUUUAUGAGGACAUACAAUGAGGCCGUUCUGAACUACAACGCCAAGGACGAGAGGAGCGUCGCGGUGGACAACAUCCAGAGGAGUUUGCGUUGUUGUGGCGUUCUGAACUACACCAGCUGGUUCUCCAGCGUUUAUUUCCCUGUGAAUGGAAUUCCUCCAAGCUGCUGCGCCAACGUCUCUGACUGCAAGUCCUCAGACCUGAGAAACGCCACCAUAGCACCCACCAAAGUCUAUCAGCAGGGCUGCUAUGAGCUGGUGACGACUUUCAUUGAGACUAACGUGGGCAUUAUUGCUGGAGUAACGUUUGGAAUUGCAUUCUCGCAGCUGAUCGGGAUGCUGCUGGCCUGCUGUCUGUCACGAUUCAUCACUGCCAAUCAGUACGAGAUGGUGUAGAGGCCUGUGCACAGGCACAGAAGACGUACGACACCUUGGAAAGGGAAAGCAACCCAAAAAUGCUAGCACACUCCAUUCUUUCUGAUCUCUUUUUUAUUCUAUCUCCUUUUUUCUGUCAUUCUGUCUUUCCUGCCUUCUUUUCUCUCCUUUCCGUCAUUCCUAAAUCAUGCAGUUAUGCCAUGACCAAAGCCUCUUCUUUGGAAACAUCAGCGUUAGUGGGGAAAAGGAAAUGGUUUUAAGACGCACGCGUACUUUACUCUGUCCAAAAACCUUGCAUGUGGAAACCAUCUCACACACACUACUAAAGUCAACAGCGUUUCUGUAACACCGCGUCCUAACCGAUCACAUACAAGCCAAUCGAUAUCGCAAUCUCACUCUAGCUGCAUAUCAAAUAUGUUUAGGUUAGCUGUGGUUUUGCUGUUUUUUCUAUUUUUAGACAGAGAAAUUAAAUUAAGUGUCGUUUGUUAGAUAUCUAUCCCUUUUUUGAGAAGAAAAACUAUUUAAAAGCUGUGUUUUUUCUUAUCUAUCUGCCAUUUUGCUAGCUUGGUUUCCAUAUGUUGCAUUGCAGUUGGUAGCUCCGCCCACAGUGAAUUCUCAUUGGUCUAGAUUGCUGUAUAUUACACAUCAAACAUUCUGAUUGGCUAUUGUGGCUUUACGCAGUAUUUUCACACAUCUGGUUAGGACUCGGUGUUACUUAACCCCUAAAAAGUGACUUCAAUGCAGAUUUGUUAGUUAAUUGCUUUAUCAAGAGGAAAAGUAUAAAAAAAAUUACAGAUGACAAGAUGUUGUUGUUGUUGCUGUUGUAAAAUCGGGGGUUUAUCUCAGAAAUGCCUUUUUUUUUGUCUUUGUUAUUUUACUCCACAUCUCAGCGUUGGGUUGAAAGUGACUCGACAAAAUCACGUACAGAGUCAAAAACAUCAAUUUUGUCUUGUUGUGAAAGCCAAAAACAAGCAAUUUUCUGCCAGAUAUAGCUGCGUUCAGAACUCAAAUACAUUUAGACUGAAGAUUGGAAUGACUACCUUAAAACUAGUGGCUUUUAUGUCAUUGUAAGACAAGCGGAUAUUUCUGAGCACUAUCUAAACACUGUUUAAUGGGCGGUUUAAUGGGUAAUUUUGCAGUUUAUGGGUUGUAGUUACAGUUUUACACCGUAUCUACUUUGCGAGACGCUGUAUUUUCUGUUAUUUUGUGGCUUUUUACUGUAAGAAUGUAAUCAGCUCUGGGAAUUUUCAAUCUGCAUGAGAUAUAUGAAGGAUAACAAGAAUGAUAUUUCUAAGAAUGCUUAGAAAAAUAUAUAGCACCUUACAAAUAUACAUAUAUAUAUAUAUACUGUUACUUUACGUUUCACUCAAAGUAAAAAUAAUAAUAAUCAGCAAGCAUCAUGUCAUGCUAGAGUGAUAAUGUUGACAGGAGAACAGCUCUUAAACAGAUAGCUAAACGCUGGAGGAAUUUGAUUUACAACUUUAUAUAAAGUGGAAUAAUCACAGGUUUUCUGGAGGCUUUGUUGGUUUAUUGUUGCAAGAAUGAACCAAGCUUUAGACACCUCAGCGCUUUAUUUAUUUAUUUGCAUGAGUGGUAGAAGUCGCUGCAGUCUUUGGCUUUCUUUACUUUUUCUUUUGAAUCGUGAAGUACUGUCAACUGAAUUCCACUUUUACGUGUGUCAGUGUGCAUUUCUCUCUUUUUUUUCAAAUGUAAUUUUGUGUUAUUGUUUUGUAUGGUUUUCUCAUUGAUUAUUAAUUCUCAUUUAGGACUUAUAGUUGAUGUUAUGUUAAAAUGUAAAACCAUCAUUUCUGCAGCUGCCCCUUGUGUUGAUGGGUCAUUGAGUAUUAGAGUCCAGAAUUCAUAGUCUGAACACACGUGAUGAACUACACAUCUCCAGAUAGACGAGCGGAGUAAUAAUAUACUUUGUAUAAUAAAAAGAAACCUUUUUAAAAUGCAUCACCAGCUAGCAUGCCAACAAAAUGUACGUUGAUAUUGUAAACAAGCGUGAUCUCUAUGAAUAAAAUGGUUCUUCGUCGUUA